Molecule: messenger RNA, 3066 nt
Organism: Coffea arabica (coffee)
Lineage: Eukaryota; Viridiplantae; Streptophyta; Magnoliopsida; Gentianales; Rubiaceae
Source: RefSeq, a predicted model, not a curated record
UAAGGGAGCAUCAUGAGAUGAUGGAUGAACAAAAUGAAAAGAUUGGAGCUCUCCUUGGUGAGGCAGGCAUUAUAAUAUUCUCGCCCACUCUGAGCAGAGUGAUAGAAGGAGAAGUUAGCUUCUCAGGAUCCACCCAGGUUCUUGAUUUUUGUGAUAUGCUGGCCAAUACCAACAUCCAUAUCAAGAAUUUUAAGGAUCAGAUCAGUGGCUCAAGUACUAUAGAGAGUCUUCCUAAUUCCUCUUAUAGCUUAAGAGCACCAGAAGUUAGCCAGACUUCCAGCCGCAUGCUAUCAAAAGGUAAAAUGCCAAUAGACCAUGAAGUCAUGGUUGGUCUUGAUGAUGAGGCAGAAAAAGUAAUUGAACCACUUAUCAAGCAUUUUGAGGAUCAGCUCAGUGUCCCAAGUACUAUACAGAGUCUUCCUAAUUCCUCUCAUAGCUUAAGAGCACCAGAAGUUAGCCAGACUUCCAGCCGCAUGCUAUCAAAAGGUAAAAUGCCAAUAGACCAUGAAGUCAUGGUUGGUCUUGAUGAUGAGGCAGCAAAAGUAAUUGAACGACUUGUAAGCGGAUCAAAACAGGUGGAAAUUGUUCCCAUUGUGGGAAUGGCUGGGCUUGGUAAGACAACUUUAGCCAAAAAAGUUUACAAUAAUAUUUCAGUAACCUGUCACUUCCACAUUCGUCUUUGGUGCACUGUUUCUCAAGAAUUUAACAUGAAAAGCUUGUUAAUACAAAUUUUGUGCUCUAAUGGAAAACAGUCGAGGAUGGAUGAAGAGCUUAAAAAAUUGAAUGAACAUGCGUUGCUUGAAAAGCUCCGUCAAAGGCUAUUGAAGAAUCGGUAUCUUCUUGUUUUUGAUGAUGUCUGGGACAUUGAGGUAUGGAAUGAGCUGAGAACUGCAUUCCCCAAUGACAAGAAUGGAAGUAGAAUCAUCUUUACGAGUCGAUUUUCUAAUGUAGCUUCAGAUUCAAAGGUUCAAUAUGGUGGAGAACCUCACUAUCUUCACCCACUCAGUGAGAAAGAAAGUUUCGAAUUGCUGCAGAAGAAGGUGUUUGGAGAAGAAGAAGAAUGUCCUCAAGCAUUGCAUGAAUUGGGAAUGGAGAUUGCCAAAAAGUGCAGGGGAUUGCCACUUGCACUUGUUGUUGUAGCUGGAGUCCUGGCAACUAUAGAGCAUGAUAUUUGUGUUUGGGAAGAAUUUGCUGAAAGUUUUACUUUGACCAUGGUGUCUGGUGCAGACCAGUGCAAGAAGUCCUUGGAGCUCAGUUUUGAGCAUUUACCAUACCACUUGAAGGAAUGCUUGCUGUAUUUUGCUGCAUUUCGAGAAGAUGAAAAAAUUGGUGCCAAGAAGUUGAUGUGUCUAUGGAUUGCAGAAGGAUUUGUGGAAAUAAUUGAAGGAGAGAAAUCAGAGGAUGUUGCAGAAAAAUAUCUGAUGGACCUAAUUGGCCGAAACCUAGUUAUGGUAGGUAAGAACAGAUCCAUUGGUGGAGUGAAAACUUGUUACAUUCACGAUUUGAUAUUUGAGUUCUGCAAGGGCAAGGCGAAAGAAAAGAAAUUCCUUCAGGUCCUGCGAGGAUAUGAUGAGCUUUCUACCUUUAAUGAGCCUCCCAACCUACCUCGGUUGUCCAUUUGCUCCAGUGGCAAAGAUUUUAUGAAGUCAAAGCUAUUUUGUCCAUGUUUAAGUACUCUGCUAUUCUUUGAUGCUACUCCAGGAUAUAAUAAGUUGAAGUUGCUUAAUAUCUCCUUCCUUUUUUGCAUCUACAAACAUCUUAAAGUUUUGAAUUUAGAGGGCAUUAACCUAAUGUUGAAGGAGCUUCCAGCUGAAGUUGAAUCACUUCUUUGUUUGAGGUACUUAGCCCUUAGAGCUUCGGAAAUGGAAUUCAUUCCACCAUCUAUAGCCAAGCUCUCACAUUUGGAAACCUUUAGUCUAAAUUCUGAUGAGACGGUUUCAUUGCCAGAUAGCAUCUGGAACAUGAAGAAGUUGAGGCAUGUACAUGUAGAGAAUGGCGUCGUUAUUCCUUUCUCUUCCAAUGACAACGUUGUUGAAAACCUCUCUAACUUAGACACACUGUCUACUCUGGAGCUUUAUCUUGAUAAAGAGGGAGAGAACCUGUUGAGAAGGAUUCCCAACGUUCGCCAACUUAAAAUUUUCAAUUGUGGGAAACAAAAUAGAGUAUGCUGCAACAUGAGUCGACUAGAAUGCCUAGAGUCACUCGGCUUAGGGGGCUACGGCUUCUUAGGUUCACGGGAACAUGUUGAGCUUUCUUUUCCGACGAAUUUGAAGAAGUUGUGUCUUUACCGUCUGGGUCUUCCCUGUAGAAAAAUGUCAUUGAUUGAACAACUACCCAAUCUUGAAGUCCUCAAAUUAAGAGAGGAGGCAAUGGACGGCCAAAGAUGGGAGCUGAUGGAAGGAGGAUUCCCUAAACUCAAGGUCUUGACUUUGGAAUACGAAAGGAUUGAGAAGUGGAUAGAGGCAGACCCUGACAGUUAUGAUUACUUCCCGUGUCUUCAGCGAUUAAAACUCUUCGGAAUUUUUAAUUUGAAAAUGAUGCCUGCUUGUUUAGGGAGUACACCAACUCUUGAAACAAUUCAGGUGGCGCAUUGUGGAUAUGGCGUCAAAUCUUUAGUAUGGAAAAUUGAAGAAGCACAGGAAGAUAAUUAUGGAGAUGUGAAUCUGAAGAUCAUCAUCAUAGAUUGAAGGGCAUCAGCUGGUGCAAUAUCUGGGAGUGCAUGCUACGGUGGUUUUUCCUCUUCAGAUUGUAAUUGGUUAUCUGUGCGGUCUGGUUUUCUAUGAUACUUUUGUGGAAGAUGAAGGUAAAAGUUGGAAAGGAUCCAUGGCUCUUUUCUUGUCAAGAUAUGGUGGAAACAAUCAAUGAGAUUAUUCAGAUAUUUUGUUGUUGGCCUAUUUUGUGUAAUUUCGUUUUGCUGAAUUUAAUGAUGGUUUUGUGCUAUUUCUUUUCAAACAUGUGUCAAUUUGCCGUCAAGGAACUUUGUUAUCAUUUUGAUAGAAUUGAUUAACAAUUUAUGUUUGAGCUCAUGAUUCUUGGAAGAAUAUGAUAGCCCAAUUUGGAAACCUC